Molecule: messenger RNA, 2132 nt
Organism: Salvelinus namaycush (lake trout)
Lineage: Eukaryota; Metazoa; Chordata; Actinopteri; Salmoniformes; Salmonidae
Product: DNA-directed RNA polymerase III subunit RPC7-like
Exons: 8
Coding region: 843-1526 (227 amino acids)
Biological process (GO): transcription by RNA polymerase III
Cellular component (GO): RNA polymerase III complex
Source: RefSeq, a predicted model, not a curated record
UUCCGCAAAAUGUAAACAACAUAGUGUUUGGUAAACAAUAACGUAGCCCGCUGAUUUGUAAACUAGCUAACGUUAACUUGAUAAUGUUUUAAUAUUUUUUAUAUUUGAAGAUUAGUAGCUAGCUAUGGCUCAGAAGGUGGGAGGUCGUGAAUAAGUUGAUAUGGGUAGUUAGUAAGCAGGUUGUCUUGGUGAACGAUAUUUUGUCGUGAUAAAUCUGACAGCACUAGCUAACGUCGUUAUCUAGCUAACUAGGUAGUAACGUUAGACGCUAGUCGUUUUCUAGCAAGUUCUUACUAGCUACAGCUGUCAUGUAGCUACUGUGCAACCAAGUUAUCUGAGCAAGCAAGUUAAUAUCACUGAAAUCACUAGAAGGUAAGAUGGAACAAGUUAGCAAGCCGCACACAACUAGAUGGGUAACUUGCUGGUAGCUGUUAAAGGGGCAAUAUGCGAUUCAAACAACAAAGCAGGGACCCCACCAUUGAGAGAUGUUUAAUAGUCAUAUGUACAGGGUUGCAGGUGUGAUUGCAGGGUACUGUGAACAUCUUAGGCUCUGAGCUCCAACAUGCAGGACUAAGUGAAAUAAAACAAUGAAAAUUGUCAUAAAAAACAACAAUAGUAAUAGAAAUAGCAAUAGAUAGCUGACUAGUGGUGGCUAUUCAGCAGCCUGAUGGUCUGAGGGUAGAAACUAUUGGCCAUGAUGCUCCUGUACUGAUCGCGUCUGAGUGAUCGAAGCAGGGAGAACAUGGCGUGGCUACGGGGUCCCUGAUGAUCUUCUUGGCCGUCCUGCAACACCUGGCGUUGAUUUGAUUUACCUGUGAACCCCCCCGCUGUGUGCUCGCUCCAUGGCUGGCCUGGGCCGCGGCAGAGGUCGCGGCAAGGGGUACAUGAGCUUCAGUAUCGAGGCAGUCGGGAUUGGGAAAGGGGAGAACCUGCCCCCUUCAAUUCUCCAGCCUACACCUCUGUUCCCUCCCAUGGAACACAAGCCUGUCCCCUUGGUGAUGGGAGAGGAAGCAGAGUACAUGUUGGCACUGAAGCAGGAGUUCAGGGGAAACAUGAAGACCCUACCAUUUUAUGUCCGCCCAGCCGUCUCCAAGAAAGAUGUGGAGCGGUAUUCUGAUAAAUAUCAGAACAGUGAGCCGUCAGACAACACCCUUGAGUGGAAUCCAGACUGGAAAAGGCUACCAAAAGAGCUUCGAAUCCGUGUCAAGAAGCCCCUAAAAGAGAACACCUCUCUUAGUGUGGAUACACCAGUGGACCCCAAACCCAGCAAAAAGACCCGGGUGGACAAAGAGGAGAUCAUCCAUAAACUAGAGGUGGGAAUAACAUUGGAGAAAAAAGAGGAGGAAGUGACCUCAGAUGAAGAGGAAGGGGAGAAGAAGAAGCAGGAGGAAGAGCAGCAAGAUGGGGAGGAGGAGUAUGAUGAAGAAGAGUUUGAAGAGGAGACAGACUAUAUCAUGUCCUACUUUGACAAUGGAGAGGAGUUCGGAGGGGACAGUGAUGACAACAUGGAUGAGGCCAUUUACUGAUACUUUGAAAAACAACAACAACAGAGCAUUGAGCAUGCCUAGGACCCAAGAGUCCUGGGAAAAUAUGUGACACUCCAGAACUGAGAGAGACUCCAAAGCUGAAAGAAUGUGCUGUUGUUUUUUGGUCCAUCUUGUAUACAUGGCCUGAAAUUAUCUUAAUUUGACACAUGAAUCUUCAAAAUAACCCAGGAUUCAGUCAGUUCCUGACUUAAAAAAGAAUCUCAAAUUGAGAAGCAGGUUGCACAGUUCAAACCUGCAAUAGUUUUAAAUGGCUCUUAAGUGUGGUGGUGUUAUGGAGAGAGAAGUAUGUCAAUCUUCAUAAGCUGACAUCUUUUCUCCUAACACCAAUUAUAGUAUCAUUUCUUAGAGGGUUUUUAUCCAAUUUUAGAAAUGUUAAAGAACUUUAAAGAUAUAAAAUGAAGGUGUUUAAUACACCAAUUUUAAUGUUAUGCUGUUUCAUGUAGUUUAUAUGUAGUUCUAAAAAGUUAUGUUUUGUAAAACUUUUAUAUCCAUGUAAUAUCACAAUGUUCUCUGUUAAGUUUGUUAUGAAAGAGGAUUUUACUUAACUUGAAAUUCUGAAAGAAUAAAUGGCAGCUAAUUUGUAAA